This is a messenger RNA of Achroia grisella, 4480 nucleotides long. RefSeq names its product GPI inositol-deacylase (gene PGAP1). Gene Ontology annotation, molecular function: phosphatidylinositol deacylase activity. Lineage: Eukaryota; Metazoa; Arthropoda; Insecta; Lepidoptera; Pyralidae. The record is from RefSeq and is a predicted model, not a curated record. Gene Ontology annotation, cellular component: endoplasmic reticulum. Bases 87 to 3395 code for a protein of 1102 amino acids. The transcript is spliced from 17 exons. Gene Ontology annotation, biological process: GPI anchor metabolic process; endoplasmic reticulum to Golgi vesicle-mediated transport.
UUCAUAAUAUAAAUUCAAGAAAAAUAUUUGCUUUUCUUAUUUAUGAAUAAUUUUUAAUGUAAACUAUAUUAUUAAUGUGAUUGAAAAUGAAGUUAAUAAAAGUAUUUGGUUCUAGUAUUUUUCAAAUUAUCUCAAUAGUAUUUGUUAUUGGAUACCUUCUGGGUGCAUUAAAUUUACAUUUCACCGACAAAAGUAAUUAUUGUCUAAUGACUUAUAUGUUUGAAUUUCCUCAAUUUGUGGCAAUAUCUGUGCCUGAAAAUAGGAUAUUCCCACAAUAUGGACUGUACGCCUACAGCGAGGGGAGGCUUACUGAGAGAGCUAGAAAAAUGUGGUUUGAUGGUGUUCCAGUUUUAUAUCUACCUGGUAACUCAGGGAGUCAUAUGCAAGCUCGCUCAUUGGCAUCUGUUGCUCUGAGGAAAGCCUUGGAUAGUGGAAAUGAAUAUCAUUUUGAUUAUUUUACAAUUAGUUACAAUGAAGAACUGUCGGCAUUAUAUGGAGGAGUGUUGCAGGAUCAGACAGAGUUUGCAUCAGCAUGUAUAUCGAGAAUACUCAGCCUCUAUAAAAGCAAUAGAUAUACAAAGAAUGUACCAACAUCUGUUAUUUUAAUUGGUCAUUCCAUGGGAGGUCUGAUCGUCAAGCGUCUUUUAGCAUAUCCAAGUACAUUAAAUACAACAUCAAUAGGAAUAACACUGGCUGCUCCAUUGCAAGCACCUGUCAUCAACUUUGAUAUGGCUAUGAAUGAUUAUUACAAACUGAUUGAUAUUGAAUGGGAGCAAAAUGUAAAUAGAGAACCUGAAGUUAAACAAAAGAAAUUCUUGCUAAGCUUUGGUAGUGGCCCAAAGGACAUUUUAGUGCCAUCUUGGUUGACAUCUUCUAAUGAAAGUUUUAUAUCUGCAUUGACUUCAGCUGUCCCAGGGGUGUGGGUCACUACUGAUCAUUUGAGUAUAGUGUGGUGUAAGCAGCUUGUUAUGGCAAUUAAUAAAUUUCUGUUCUCUAUUAUUGACCCUUGGACUGCACAGAUCAAGGAAGACAACCAAAUAUUAAGUUCCAAAGCCAAGGAAUACUUCCAGGCCAAUCGUUCAAUGUUUCUGAGUCCAGAUAUAAAUCGCCCAAAUGUAACCAUGAUAAUGGACGCAUUUUGGUAUGAGGAUAACAGACGAAUCUAUCAAAUAUCAAGACCAGAAAUAAAUAAAGCUACAUAUUUAAUGAUCAGAUUAAUAAAUUUCCCCCAAAAUCGAUUUGUGGCUAUAGAAUCGAUUAACAUGACUAAUAAAGAUUGGAUAUUUGGUUGUAACGCUAAAUAUACAGCCUCCAAUUAUAGAUAUUGCAAAUAUGGUACAUCUUUAACCGAAUUAAGCCGUUGGACUGGUGCUGCAAAUGGCUUUGGUAAACGUAAAUUGGCAACUGUGCAUCUUCAUACUAUAAAAAAACAACAUCCCGAUUGGAGUCACGUGGUAGUCAAAGUAUCACCGACCAGGAGACCGGUAACUUUAAAUGUUGAUAUAAACGACCACGCAUCAAGAGAAAUUACAGUAUCAUUGCCUUCCAUUUUUUCAUUUGGAAAGUCAGUAGUUAAGGCGGAAACUGAACAAGAUAGUCUGUAUUACGAACUUUUGUUGCCUGAUUUCAAUACGUUAGAUCAAGCGUAUUUGCUGUAUGUGGAACCUACGCCGAGUUGUAAGGCAAUACAAUAUCACGUGUCUGCUGAGAUGCAUGUUCCAUGGGCGAAGAAUCAUGAAUACUAUCACUACUUUACACAGUUGAAGCAGACGCCAAUGAAAUUACGACUCUUCCAAAGUAACCCUAAUGUCACAGUUGGAUCAGAAUCCACACAACACGUUAAAAUAACAUUGUUGUUGGACCCUCAAUGUACUUAUACUAUAAGUAUAUCAUCUUCAUGGUACCAUCGCCUAGCACAGUUGGCGCGAAAUUACACACCUGUGUUGGUGCCAUACAUUGCUGCUAUAGUCUUGUUAGCAGCCAGAAGCAGCAUUCUGCAUUUACGCGAGCACGGCACGUGCCUGUCAAUACACGGAGCGCUUAUGAGCGAAGGUGUUAAGCCAUAUUACGCUUUAGUGUUUGCUAGAUUCGGUGCUGUUGCAUUGAUGUCAGUACCAUUUCUAUCAUUUAUACUCGAGAAUGCAAGUUGGAACAAUCAAGAGUUGCAGUACUUCACCCGUUCGCUUAUAGUAUUACCAGCGUACAUGACCGCUUUGGGCGUUCUAAAUAUAGCGGUGGCGGCAAUGAUAUUGAUCAUGGUGUUUUCAUCUCAAUUGGCUCAUCGAUUGCUAUUUAGGAUAGUAUGGCGGGGCAGUAGUGGGUUUGCAGAACGGGUGGCGUCCGGCCUACAGAAGAUACCCAUACUGGUAACAGUGACAUUGGUAGCAGCGGUGCCCCUCUCAUGCGGAGCAGCCGCUCUUGUUGCUGGCGCAGCCUUCUAUGCCUUUAUGCUUUCAAAAAUGUAUGAAGAAUAUUUGGAAGAUUAUGUUUACAAAUUUAUGGCCAAAGUCAUGUCCAAGAUUUGUCGUAUUUUCAAAUCAAAAAAUAGGGAUGAUAAAAGCACCUCUAAAAUAACAAAUUCGACUGAAUCUGCCGCACUGUUACCAGCUACGGAGGAUGAAAAAGAAAACCCUAAUGUAGAAACAGAUGGAGAGGAAAAUAUUAAAAAUGAGCCUAAAGAGAUUGAGAGUGCAGAACAAAAUCAUAAAGUUGUCUCAGUACUUGAAUCGAUAGAAAAGCAAGAUGAAGGAAAUUCAAGCAUCAAUACUGAUCAAAAUAUUGAUGAAGAUGUGAUUAACAAAGUUGAUGAGGAUCUCAAUAAUAUACAUUUCCAUAUGAUGCUUUUCUUACUGUGGAUAUCGGUUACUAUGGUCAAUGUACCUGCUUUAUUGACAUGGGCGCGAAAUUUCAAAUACACUAUGGUAUUGAAACCAGAUACUUCAUAUCAUGCGGGCUUAAUACUUUCCUUGUGUUCUGGCGUUGUAUGGCAGCUAAAUGGUCCAAGAAAAAAAUUGAAAUACUAUGAUGCUGUUUCUGCAUUAUUAUUCACGAUGGCAGUAUGUGUAUUAGCCUUAGGGCCUUUGUCUUUAAUGGUAGUCAACUACGGUGUAACAUUUAUGUUUGUGGUUAUCACAAUACAGCAAUUAUUUGACAAGGAAGAACCAGUAGAUAGUGCAUCCUUAACAAAUGAAUUUGAAAAACAAACGAACGAAACUGCCAAUGAAAUUCCUAGUGAAUCCAAUACGCAAAGUGAUGGUAACGCAGAACAUAGUUCCUCAAGUGAGACUCCAAACACCGAUACUCCUGGUGAAGAUUGUGACAUAUGCAGUGAAAGUAGAAUAUACAAUGUUUUUAAAAAUCUCCGAGAGAAAAUAACGUUGAAUGAAGAUUUAUAAUAUUUAUUGAAAUGGAAAGAUCACCCAUAGGUUAAAUAAAAAUUAAUGGUUUUCAUAGACCCCUUGUGUCUUCAUAAAUGUUUGUUGAAAACUGCAGGUGACUGCAACUAGUCUUUAAUUUUCUUAGUCUUAAUGAUUAAUUAUUUAUUGCAUAUCUUUGUGCAACUCGGGUGUUACUAUUACGCUUAUAUAAGCUGGUGGCCGAAACUGGUGAAAACUAACUAACUGGUAAAAAGCAUGAAAGUUAUUUAGCGGGACUACUAAAUUUAAUAUUGUACAGUCUUUGGGUCAUAUAAGACUCUUUACCAGAUUAAUAUUUAUUCAAAUGUAUUUUUAUAUGUUGAAAGAUAGAUUAAAAUUGUUAUAAAUCUAUUUUAACAACUAGAAGUGUAGAGUGUGAAGGCAAAUGUUAUUGUUUUUGUUUGUUAACAGCUAAAUAUUGUAUGGAUAGUUACUACGAUGACCAUUUAUCAUGACAUAACAAAAUCAAUAGAAUAGUUUCAUAAAGAAAUAAUUGAUAAGGUCUAUCAUAUCUUUUUAUUAAUUAUAUAUAUAGUAUGCUAGCUUGAGAAAGAAUAUCUGAGUAGAAACUUUCUUGUUGAGUGGUGAAUGAGAGUUGCACAACUAGAAACAUUUUAUGUAAUUAAUGACAAAAUAACCCGAAUGAAUUGUGAAAGUGUGAUAUCCCACUUUGUCUUGGGGGAAGAGGCUAUUAUAAAAGUUUGUUGUUGUAGUUAAUAUGGUCAUUAAUUAAAUUAAUAUUUAUUUAUUGAUAUAUAGAUAAAAUUUGGUGCUAAAUAUACAACAGAGAAAUAAGUUCAUUGAAUACUUCACAAAUUUAGUAAAAAACAUAUUAAAUAUAAUAAAGAUAAAAAAAAACCAAGCCUAUAAUUAUCAUGUAUGUGACUUUGGUUCUGAUUUGACUACUCUUUUGAAUGAGUGUAAAUAAGAAUAUUAAUGUUUAUGUUAUGUAUCUACUAGUUAUGGAUAAAUUUUGAUUGUUUUUUAUUUUGAACCUAUCUAUGGAAUGUUUUAAAAUGUCUAACCAUGUGUCAGUAAGUAAUUUAGUGUUUAUUACAUGUAUU